Messenger RNA from Rotaria sp. Silwood2, 432 nucleotides. Lineage: Eukaryota; Metazoa; Rotifera; Eurotatoria; Philodinida; Philodinidae. The record is from the annotation of a GenBank genome assembly.
AUGAUAACAGCAUCAACAAUUUAUGAUGUUGGUAAUGAUGGAGCUAGUGAUGAUCCACCUUGUUUAUCAUACACAGUUGUCAAUGAUCCUUCGCGUAAUAUAGCAACAUGUGGAGCAGGUGGUAUAUACGAUAAUGGUUCCUUAUUCAAUAAAAGUAUUGGUGGUAGAUGGAUUAGAUUUGUCGGUACAGGCGGUACUAUAAUUCCUCUGACAUCACCUGGAGCAAAUCAUUGUGGUGCUUUUCGAACAGGAUGGUUCAAUGGAACAUUACCAUCAAUAGUAGGAACAAUAGUUAGUGGCGAUGUAUGUUUUGAGACAGGUGGCUUAAUAUGUCUGACCUUGGUCCCUGUUUCAGUUGUCAAUUGUAACAGUUUUUAUGUUUAUUUUUUGCCACCUAUGAUUAUCUGUAAUUCACGUUAUUGCACAAUAUGA